Molecule: messenger RNA, 2186 nt
Organism: Bacillus rossius redtenbacheri
Lineage: Eukaryota; Metazoa; Arthropoda; Insecta; Phasmatodea; Bacillidae
Gene: cib
Product: thymosin beta
Exons: 7
Coding region: 202-822 (206 amino acids)
Biological process (GO): actin filament organization
Cellular component (GO): cytosol
Molecular function (GO): actin monomer binding
Source: RefSeq, a predicted model, not a curated record
ACCGGCGGAACCAAGUGUGUGAUUCAUCGCGUGUCCUUCUCCACUAGCGAAGCCGGCGCUUUCUUGUUAGUCGCGAACUGCCUGCGGUCGGAGAAGUUGCUGCUCGUGCAUUAACUUGAUUCUAUUUGUGCCUGCAACUACAAGAAAAGCCACUUCGCUUCAUUUGUAGAUUGUCCUGUCAUCACACAAGCAGAUAGCAGGAUGUCGAACCCAGUGAGCCCCAGCGUGAAGGACCUGCCCAAGGUGUCCGUGGACCUGAAGAGCGAGCUGGAAGGAUUCAAGCCUGACAACAUGAAGAAGACUGAGACCCAGGAGAAGAUUGUCCUGCCCACUGCGGAAGACGUGCGGCAGGAACGUCGCCACUCAGAUCUCAUUCAGGAUGUAGAGUCUUUCAAGCCGGACAGAUUAAAAAGGACCAAUACGAAGGAGAAGAUUGUUCUACCAAAUGCGGAAGACGUGGCGACUGAGAAAAGCCAGAAGGCACUUCUGCAAGGCGUGGAGGCAUUCGACACGGGCAAACUGAAGCAUACAGAGACCCACGAGAAGAACCCCCUGCCAGACAAGGACGUGGUGAGACAGGAGAAGGCGCACCAGAACUUGUUGGAUGGAGUGGAGCACUUCGACAAGGCUAGCAUGAAGCACACCAAGACGGAGGAGAAGAACCCUCUGCCCGAUCCUCAAGUGAUAGAGCAGGAGAAGGGGCAGAAGAAGCUGAUUGCCGGCAUCGAGAACUUCGACCCGACCAAGCUGAAGCACACGGAGACUCAGGAGAAGAACCCACUGCCGACAAAAGAAGUGAUUGCAGAGGAAAAGAAGGCCUAAGAGCUGGCUCGUGUGCAACCGUGCGUGUGCAGCGCACACAUAAGACUGGUUCACAGAGGUGCUAUACCUCAACCCACCCCCCUCCCCUACUAAAUUGCAACAUCAAUUCCCUGGUUAUUUGGUAUCCAUUUUGAGAAUAGUGGCAAGAAUACUCGCUCAAUUUUUUGUAAUGCAGACUUUUUUUUGGUGUUAUAAAAUGCUUGCCAUGAUUGUGAAUGAUCCUAAGUCUGCAGACAUAAAUUAUGUAUAUUUUGCAAUUUGUAAUGAAGAAACACUACGUAUAUAUAUUUUUUCUAAUGGUGUGUACCAAUUUGGAAAGCAUUAGAUGUGCUAGAGCUUCCAUUUCUAUAAGAUUUACCAUUUUUAGUGUGCUGUUUGUCAGUUGGUAUGUGUUCAUCACGUAAUUUUCUUAUAAUUGAGAUGUGUGAUUUCAUAACACUUAAGUUUUAUUGUACUAAAAUGAAACUGGGAGACUGUGUUUGUGGCCCAAUAGUUUUUUGUAUUAUGCUUAUAUAUAAAUACAUGUAGGUAAUACUGUACUGUAGCUUGAGGUACUAAGAAACAUUAAUAUUGAUCACGAAGCUUUUUUUAACUUUUUCUACACAAAGUAGUUCUAAAUACCUAUUUAAUAUUAUUUAAAUUAGCUAUAGAUAGGGAACAGAGUGAUGUCUAGGUCAGUUAAUGAAGGUAAGUUGUUUAUUGCUUUAGGAUAAUGUGUAAUAACAUUACAUUAUGCAAGUGUUCUCAGGAAGUGUGGAGGCUUCAACCUAACUACUCAAGAUGAAGUAAAUUACAUCCUUUAAUUAUGAAAUGAAAUUUUUGAGCUUGGUAUUACUUUUUAUAUGAAUAUUAUUGUAAAAAUUAUUUUUGUGCCUUACCAUUUCCUGGCAAGUAUUACUACUAAGGUAGCAAUAUUUGACCCCAUCAAUGCUAUUUGAUUCUUUAAACCAAGGUGAAUUUGUACACACUUCUGUAGGAUUUUUAGCUCAAUUAAAAUGCUGCAUUUUUUAUUUGUACAUUCCCACAAACUUUACAUUCCCAUACAUUGCUUAACAUUCCUAACUGACAGGAUUUAAUGAACAAAAUGUUUGUGUGGUUACAUUUUGGGUUUAUCAAAAAUUUACAGAUGCAUUAAUAUCUGUAUGCACAAUAUCUUUUUUGGUUUGGUGCAUUUAAUCUGUGUGAAUGUUAGGUUACAAGUGUUAUCAGUUGAAAGUUCUGUAGAUGCUAAUCUACUCGCUAUGGUUUCCUUCACACUUGCAAUGGAUCUGAAGAAAUGACUUGAAAAUACUGUGCAAUGUUAAUGGUCACCAAAUUGUGCUGAAGUUUUGGGAAAUACUUGUAAUAAAUUUUGAUAAAGUGAA